Molecule: messenger RNA, 3911 nt
Organism: Pogoniulus pusillus (Red-fronted tinkerbird)
Lineage: Eukaryota; Metazoa; Chordata; Aves; Piciformes; Lybiidae
Product: prosaposin
Exons: 15
Coding region: 58-1647 (529 amino acids)
Biological process (GO): adenylate cyclase-inhibiting G protein-coupled receptor signaling pathway; prostate gland growth; epithelial cell differentiation involved in prostate gland development
Cellular component (GO): lysosome
Source: RefSeq, a predicted model, not a curated record
UUAUAUAGGGGCGGGGGGGGCAGCGGCGGCGCCGCAUUGCAGGCGGCAGCGGGUACCAUGGAGCGGCAGCUGGUUUGCCUUCUCGGGCUCCUGGCGGCUGCUGUGGCAAGUCCUCUUCUGUGGCAGAAAGAGUGUGUGAAGGGCCCAGAGGUGUGGUGUCAGAACAUCCGGACAGCGUCACAGUGUGGGGCACUGAAACACUGCCAGCAGAAUGUCUGGAGCAAGCCUACUGUAAACAGCAUCCCCUGUGACUUGUGUAAGGAGCUGGUGACAGUGGCUGACAAGGUUUUGAAGGAUAAUGGCACCGAGGAUGAGAUUCGCUCUUACUUGGAAAAGACAUGCGAGUUUCUUCGUGAUGAAAGCCUGGUCUCUGAGUGCAAAGAAAUAGUGGAUUCUUACCUACCAGUUAUCAUGGAUAUGAUCAAAGAAGAGCUAGAUAAACCUGAAGUGGUGUGCAGUGCCCUUGCAUUGUGCCAGUCCCUUCAGAAGCACCUUGCAUCAAUAAAACUUCAGAAACAACUCCAGUCCAACAAGAUACCAGAGCUGGACUUCUCUGAACUGGCAUCCCCGUUCAUGGCUAAUGUGCCUCUUCUACUUUACCCUCAGGACAAACCCAAGCAGAAGUCUAAGGGAAGUGGAGAUGUGUGCCAAGACUGCAUCCAGCUAGUGACUGAUGUUCAGGAAGCUGUGAGGUCAAAUUCCACUUUUGUCAAGUCUUUGGUUGCUCAUGCCAAGGAGGAGUGUGACCGUUUGGGACCUGGAAUGUCUGAUAUGUGCAAGAGCUAUAUCUCUGAAUAUUCUGACUUGGCUAUCCAAAUGAUGAUGCAUAUGCAACCAAAGGACAUUUGUGCCAUGGUGGGGUUCUGUUCUUCGGUGAAGUCUGUUCCGCUUCAGCCUCUGGUGCCAGCUCAAGUGAUUCAUGAAGUGAAAAUGGAAACUGUGGAAAAAGCCUCAGUUCAAGAGAAAGACCUUUCCUUGUGUGAAAUAUGUGAGACCAUGGUGAAAGAAGUGACUGGUCUCCUUGAGAGCAACAAGACAGAGGAGGAGAUUGUACAUGAGAUGGAGGUGGUCUGCUACCUGUUACCAAGGAGCAUCAAAGACGAGUGCAAGGACUUCAUUGACGUCUACGGACAGGCUUUGAUUGACAUGCUCUUGGAGGCAACGAAUCCUGAAUCUGUGUGUGUUAUGCUGAAAUGCUGUGCAGCCAACAAGCCUCCACAGCAGCCAGUUGCAGUGAAACCUGCAGAUGGCUUUUGUGAUGUCUGCAAGAUGGUGGUGGCUUAUGCAGACAAAGAACUAGAGAAGAAUGCAACAACAGCUGAAAUUGAGGCUUUACUGGAAAAAGUCUGUCACUUCCUACCACAGUCUGUCAGUGAACAGGUCCGUCUCCCAAGUGUCUCUGCUUCUGCUAUAAAUGUCCAGUGCGUUCAGUUUGUGGAACAGUAUGAACCUGUGGUUGUGCAACUCCUGGCAGAGGUGAUGGAUCCCACUUUUGUUUGCACUAAACUUGGAGUCUGUGAAUCAGCUAAACAGCCUCUUCUGGGGGAUGAUGCUUGUGUCUGGGGUCCGGGUUACUGGUGUAAGAACAUGGAGACUGCUGCUCAGUGCAAUGCUGUGGAUCACUGCAAACGCCACGUUUGGAACUAGAAGAUGACUUUCCAGUUCUGAGUGAUUGCCGUGGCUCUUCCACGCGGGCCAAGGUUUGCAGAGAGCUCUAUCUCAAAUGUCCCUCCUCUCUGCCUCGUUAACAGUUUGACCUUCAAGUUCCUUUUUAUCAUAACUCUUCUGUAGCAGUGCUGCUGUUUGAAGGAUCAGAUCUUCAUUGUUGACUUAACAAAAGAUGUUUCUGAUUGUACAGUUUAACUCAUUAUGCUCCUAAAACUAGUGUGUUGUAGUUUUUAAACUGGUAGGCUGAAGUGGGGUGGCUUUUUUUUUUUUUUAGGUGCUGAGAAAUAAUGGCAAAGAAAGUGAAAUGAAACAAAGCAAUUCUUAAUUAAAAAGAACAAGGUGGUGACUAAACUUUCUCUCUGUAGUGUUGGGAGGGCGAAAUACUUUUGCAUUUUAAACUUCUGGCUGGAAGAUGAAUGUUCUCUGUAACCAUAGGGGAAUUCUAAAGGCUAAUACUUGAUCAGGGAGUCCCUCUGGCUGGAAUUUCUAAAGCUCUACAGAUGCAGAGGAGAGGAGACUUUGUGUGCCCAGACAACUUUCAAAGUAGCUAGUACCUAAAAAGAAGAUAGGUGCUUGAGUGGCCACGCUUCUGCAUUUGAAUGCCCACACAUAUGGCUUGUGGUGUUACCAUAGCUAAGGAAACCUUCAAGCUUUGGUCAUGUCCUUCUGGUUUCCUUGGCCUAAGCAUGGGUGUUCUGCUGUCAAGCUCGGUGCAGGGGGAUUUCAGUCAUUUGAAGCAUGCUGAUGCACUUAAGGAAUCCUUUCUGUGGUGGUUUGUUUUUUUUUCCUUAUCCUAGUUGCUCAAUCCUGCUUAGUCUUGCAGCUUUCUACAUGCAGCCAGCUGGGUGCCAAGGAGGUGGAGCAAGCUGGGUCCAUAGAAGACACAAAGGAGAAAGUCAGCAGGGGCUGUGCACAUGUCAAAGGGAGGGUAGAAUGCCUGGGAAAAAAGAUGUUGUUACGUUGUUUGUUUUUGUGGAGUUUUUAGGUAAACUAUCAGUUUAUUCCUGGAUCUGUUUUUCUCUCAUAGCAUAUUUAGGUCAUUAAAGCUUCAGAGGUACUUAGAGGCUCGUGGGCAGUUUCAUUGCUGCCACCUGCUCUCACUGAUGGUCACUCUUCUGAGCAGUUUGAGGUGUUAUUUCCCCCCUCCCCGAGUUCCAAUUCCUGUUGGGAGUUGUCGAAGUAGCCAUUGGAGAUGGCAGAUGGCAAGAGGGGUGCAGCAGGUAUUUGGCAGGUCAGCUGACAACUGUCCCAUCGUGCUCCUGCAGCAUCCCUCUGAAACAACUUGAACUUCCAAACAAAAGCCCUUCAAGGCCAGCUGCUACACUGCAAGCAAGUCAGACACUUGAGGUGUAGGGGCCUCUAGAAUGACAAUCACCUUGCUUGAGGUGGACCUUGCAUCCCCUACCGGCAUUUAGCUAUCAGCUGUUCUGAUCGGGUUACCCCCCUAAAACAGAGGCACCAGAGUAGCUCUGAAGAGACCUUUGGGGAGGAGGAGCUGGGCAGAGGUGGAGCUUUGAAAAUUCCAGGCCUGUUCAGGAAGGUGCCAGCAAUUGCUACUGUACCUGUGGUGUCCUGGGUGAGACUUCAGCAGCAAGCAAAGUGAUUUUCAUGCAGUGUGGCGGAAAACCACUCAGCUGCAGCCUUUUACUGCCUGUACACACUGAAAUGUCUGGGCAGCGGUGGGCCCAGUCUGGGCAAUACUGAUGUGUCCUUCCUCUUUGCCAUGGCUUUAAACUAAAACAAAGCAAACUAAUUUCCCUUAAGGAUGUAAACCAGCUGCAGCUUUCUGUGCUGGCAGGCUUGUGCAGUGAUUCCAGCAGCAUGUCCCAGUUGGGGUAGAUAGGUCAGAUAGGAAAUGGGCUUUCUCCAGUGCUGCUGCCCUAAAGGUACAGGUUGUGUUAUGCCACAUCGUGUGGGAUGCUUUUGGAUCUUUUAGGCUGGGUGGCAUUCUCUUAAUAUGAAGACUCUGGAGGAGGUAGGGAUGAAUUGAUGCUUGUGGGUUGGUGAGGUUUUAACGUUCUUGGGUUUGUAGUAGGGAAGGAUUUGUCAGGAGAGGUAAUCCAGGGGAAAUCCUGUGCUGGCUCUGGGAGUCUCUUCAUGUUUGUUUUUUUUUUUAGCCCUUCCUGUGGCCCACUUGAGUUGUGCUGGGGACACACACGUGCAGUUGCUUUCUAAAGAACAUUGUUUUGAUUUUUGCACAAAAGCUUCCUUAAUGAACAAUAAAAACUCCUGUAAACCGAUAA